AUGUCCAUAAAAGGCUUUUUAAACCGGUCGGAGAAAACGGGGCAGCAAGACGAGGUUCGUUCACAUACCCUCCAGUGGGACAUGGAGCGUGAACCCACGUGGACAUGGAGGAUAAUAGCCAAAGCCUGGAUCAAGUCUAACCAUUCGUCCUCCGCACUGCGUUCUGGUUUCGCGUGCCUCCUGCUGCUGGCGCUGACGACGGCGGCCCGCGGCGACAACAAGGAGUGGUCGUGGGGAGACGAGGGCCCCUCCGUGCCGGAGACAUCUGAGGAUGCCUUCAGUCCCUCCAGAGACCCGAGGGUUCUCGAACCCAACCCCGCAGGCGCCCUGGCCGUCGGCCAACUCGACCUCGAGGGCGCCCUUUCGCCCGAAGACCUCCACGCCCUUGAGCUCAUCCUCCUCGAAGAUGCACAAGGUCCUACGGAUCCACAGGCGUCCUUCGCCGUGAGCGCCGACGGCGUGGGAGACCUGGAGGUCGUCGACGGCGUGGUCCUCGCCAGCGGGGAUCGCCAGGCUCGCUUCCUCGGCAUCAGGGACAGGCUUUGCAAGCUCGGCAUUGGCUUUAACGUAAUGUGGCACCAAGGGCAAGGACCCGGCGAAGGCGCACGUGGCUCCGCCUCGCUUGUACCGCCCCGGCCCCGGCCAGUCCUUCCCCCUCCUCCCCCUCCCCCUCCCCGCCCCCAGCACGUCUUCCCUCCCCGCCAGCACAUCGUCACGACCGAAGCGCCCUCGGCCUUCCAGGGCAUCCUCGACGCCCUCCAGCCCCUCAUCCCGUCCUUCGGUCAGACCGAGAAGCCCAAGCCCUUCGGCCGCCCGGUAGGCAAGCCCAUCCCGCCCUCCUUCGGCGACCGCUUCCAGACGGUGGCGCGGCCGCCCCACGGCUCCCUGCACGCCAAUCCCAGCACCAACUUUGCCAUCUACCAGGAGCCCAAGCCCGCCCUCAACGUCGCCCACGCGCCCGUGCCCCUGCCCAACCACCACUCCCACCAGCCCGUGAAGCCCGCCCACGUCAACCACGGCGCCAUCCAGCCCACCACAGUGGUCGAGCACCACCACAAGCACACUACCAUCUACCAGGUGAACGACGCCCUGCCGCACGUCCCCCCACAGGUCUACCAAGGCCAGGCGCAGACCGUCCACGCCGUCGUCACCUCCCAGCGUGGCAGCGCGCACCAGGCCGCCGAGAGCGACGAGUUCGUGUUCCAGGACGACCUUGCGGGCAGCUCCUCCGACCUCCACCUGAGCGGCUCUCAGACGCAGUCGCAGGGAGUGCGCUUUGAGUCCUCCGGCGCCAAGCAGUCUAACGCACACGGAUUCUCCCAGGCUGGUUCGCAGGCUGUUCAGCAUGGCUCCCGUGUGCGCUUUGGAACCUCCUCAAGCAGCUCGCAGGCUGCUCAGCAUGGCGUCUCCAGCAGCGCUCAGCAUGGCGCCGGUGUUCGAUUUGGAAGCUCUUCCGGCGCGCAGCAAGUCAACGCUCAAGGAUUCUCGCAGGGAAGCUCCCUCGGCGUUCAACACGUGACCUUCCCAGUGGCCCAGCAAAGCUCUGGGGCGACCAUUGGAGCUUCGUCAGGAGUACGUCAAGGCGUCUUGGUAGGAAGCUCACAGGGCGUUCCCCUUGGCUCUCCUGCUGGCAUCCGCGUCAGCAGUUCAAUCAGCACUCAGCAUCACGGAUCUCAAGGCAUCUCGCAGGCGGGUAACCAAGCGUUCCAGCAAAUCAGCUCCCAGGGACACCUCCAGGGGCAGCGCCAGGUGCAUCUGCAGGGACAACAUCAGAGCUUCCAGGACAACAUGGCGCAGCAGCACCAGGUCCUGACAAGCGUCCAGGAGGCCGUCAGCGCCAACGCCAUCGACCCGAACUUCCGGCCUGGAAGGCUGGAACACGGAGGAUUCCAGCCGUUGUCUCUCUUGCCGCUGUACCGGGAACAAGAGCCGCAGUACCGGGAGGACUGCCAGUGCGUACCGGUCCAGUUCUGCCCGGCGGCGGACGUCAUCGCCCGCAGCGCCCCCGAGGACUUCAGCCAGUUCCUUGACGCCAGAACCAAGAAGACCGAAAUCCUGUCCAACAGCACCGACGGAGAGGCGCCCGAGGACGAAUCUCAAGCGUUCCUCAGAACCGCCAGCUCGUCCCGGCGCGGGAAGGUGCUCGCCCUCCCGCCCCUCGAAGCAGCCGACUCCGCGGAGACAACGGAACCGACGACCGAAGCAGCGACGGAGGCAUUCCUCGAGGAGACAACGGAACUGGCCGAGGAAGUCACAGAAGAAGUCACUGAGGAGGCGACAGAAAUGCCCGAGGAAGAAGUAACAGAAGCCGCCCCCGAGUCCCGCGUCCGAAGGGAAUCCGACGCCGACGAAGCGGAAGCAGAAGCCGAGGAGCCGACGCAAGCAGCGCCUUCCGGUCGCCGCGAGGGGCGCCAGCUCACCGGCUUCACCCCGAGCGCCAUGCGGUCCAAACCACGUCUGCUGCCCGCCGCCCCUUCAAGCCCCGCCAGCAGUUCACGUGCGGCCGCCGCAACGCAGCCGGCCGCGUGCCUGCGUCAAGAACCUCGGCUUCGCGAAGGAAGCAGGUCGUGUACCAAGUGUGGCGGCGCCCUCAUCGACGACCGCCAUAUCCUCACCGUGGCCCACUGCGUGAAAGACAUCCACCCAUCCGAGAUCAAAGUUCGUCUCGGGGAGUGGGACGUCACUUCAAAGACCGAGUUCUACGCCCACGUCGAAAUGCGGGCGUCUGGAGUCUACGCCCAUCCGGAGUACGAUGCGGGCAACCUCGUCAAUGAUGUCGCUGUCAUCAGGCUGGAGAAAGUCGUCGAUUUUCCCACACAUCACCCCGUCUGCCUCCCCGACAAGUUCGCCGACUUCACCCACCAGAGAUGCACCGCCACGGGCUGGGGGAAGGACGCCUUCACGAGCGACAGCAAGUUCAGCCAGCUCCUGAAGGAGGUGGAACUUCCGGUCGUCGACAACAAGAGGUGCGAGGUCGCCCUCCAGCAGGCGCGCCUCGGCGGCAGCUUCUCACUCCACCAGGGCAACCUCUGCGCAGGAGGAGAAAAGGACCAAGACACAUGCAAGGGUGACGGAGGCGGCCCCCUCGUGUGCUCUGGCGCUGACGGCAGCAUCCAACUGGCGGGCCUGGUGUCCUGGGGCAUCGACUGCGGGCAUCCGGGCGUCCCUGGCGUCUACGUGAAGGUGUCCCAUUACCUUGACUGGAUCCGUGCCAUCACCAGAGUAUGAAGCGCUGGCCCGUGUCUGCUCGAAAUGUCCAUAUCAUCAUGAUUCCUUCUUGAUGCCCACCAAUUCCUCAGUGUCCGUAUCAUCAGAAGUCCUUUUUGAUGUCCACCUAUCCCUCUCAACGUCCUAUUGAUAAGACGCCUGCUGGCUCAGGUGAAAAGUAAUAUCAUUAAUAAUAUUAUUAUAAUAUCUUAUUUUCUAUCUAAUUUAAGCUUCACCUUGGUGGAGAUGUGUGUAAGCACGUCUAGUGCUACGCUGUAUACUCUCAGAUAAGAGAAAAUGCUGUUACAUUUGCUAAUAAACUGUUAUUAAUUUAU
This is a messenger RNA of Penaeus vannamei (Pacific white shrimp), 3542 nucleotides long. NCBI's taxonomy places the organism in Eukaryota, Metazoa, Arthropoda, Malacostraca, Decapoda, Penaeidae. The record is from RefSeq and is a predicted model, not a curated record.